This is a messenger RNA of Nilaparvata lugens (brown planthopper), 786 nucleotides long. RefSeq lists its product as uncharacterized. The record is from RefSeq and is a predicted model, not a curated record. NCBI's taxonomy places the organism in Eukaryota, Metazoa, Arthropoda, Insecta, Hemiptera, Delphacidae. The coding region runs from base 241 to 705 and encodes 154 amino acids. The transcript is spliced from 6 exons.
GCCAGAAAUCAAAUUUUGUAUCAAAGGAAUCGCAGAGAGACUUGAAAAUCGUGUUACAUCAACGGCGUCUCAAGAGAUCACAGACCUAUUAUUCAUGGGGGUCCAAAAAUCAAGGAAAGAAAAGUUUAAACUGCCUGUCGAAGUUGGUGUUGCUGUUAAUCAUCUAUUGAAUUCUGUUAUUGAACCUUUGUUAGAAAAAGAGUUUCUGAGGAGGUUCCACUUCUAGUUGCUGGUAUAAUAAUGAUCUAUAAUUCAAAAUUGAAGGAUUGGAUAAGUUCACAAAAACUUCUGAGGGGAGAAUUGUCCGUAGAGGAAUUUGAAGAAAUAAUUAACGAAGAGGAGUUCUAUUCCGACGAGGAAUCCUCAUCGGCGCUAUCAAGUGACAAUACUAUUGAGCUGAUGAGAAUAAAGCAGCUGAAUUCUAAAGAAAGAUUUUACGAUUCACUGGAUUAUCUGCAGCAACGAGUGAUGAAAUUGCUGAAAAAGAAUAUCAGACAUUUUUUCGAAACUGUUUUUACAGGAGUUGGAUCAAACGAGUUACAACAGCUAUCGGACAAUGACAUGAGAAUAAUAAACUUGAUCGAGUACAUAACUGUGACUCUUCUCAAUUUUGCCGAGACACGAGCGGAAAUAGAUGCUGAUGUGUGCGUGACGGAGAUAGCUGAAUUCAUUGAGAGACAAAUAUUACACACUGUGGAAAAAUAAGACUUUGAAGACAACCAUAUUGCAGGUUCCAAGAGCAACACAUAUUUGUAAAAUUUAAUAAAGCUUUGUUUUGUUUUGUGA